Molecule: messenger RNA, 1661 nt
Organism: Helianthus annuus (common sunflower)
Lineage: Eukaryota; Viridiplantae; Streptophyta; Magnoliopsida; Asterales; Asteraceae
Product: UPF0481 protein At3g47200
Exons: 1
Coding region: 164-1486 (440 amino acids)
Source: RefSeq, a predicted model, not a curated record
CGGGUUGUUUGUUCACAAAGAUUGAUUCAAUAAAAACAAAAUGAAUAAACGAUGAACUCCAUGCAUUUUGACUUUUUAUAUAAACCCUUUUUCUACAUAUUUUCAACCCUUAAUUGCUUUACUUAUUCACCUCCAAACACCAAAUCAAGAAUCGAAAUAAGAAAUGAUCAGAAACAUGGAUCAAAACCAUGUUAUCACAAUAGAUCAAGAACUAGAACUCAUGAAUAACCAAAUGAAAGAAUCACCAAAAUUACUCAACAUGUUAGCUGGCAAGAGUUCUUGUUGCAUAUAUAGAGUCCCCCGAAGUCUAGAUGAAAUUAAGAAAGAAGCAUAUCAACCCCGAAUUGUGUCGAUCGGCCCAUACCACUCUGGGAACAAGGAUCUUGAGAUGAUUCAAGAACAUAAAGGGAGGUUCCUCGACUAUAUGAUCACAAGAACCGGUAAGUCACUUAGUGUUUUCAUGAAUAUCAUAGUGCCAUUGGACAAUGAAAUUCGAGAAAGCUACUCGGAGUAUAUUGAUCUUGUCCCUAAUGAUCUAGCUAAAAUGAUGGUGCUUGAUGGGGUUUUCUUGAUUGAAUUGUUUAGAAAAGUUGGGAAGUUGGUUGACACUCACCCGGAUGAUCCCAUCUUUAAAGUAACUUGGAUUGUUCCAUUGUUGAUGAGAGAUAUUUUGAGGAUAGAGAAUCAAAUUCCAUUUUUUGUUCUACAAAAGUUGUUUGAAGAGUCUAAAAGCGGGGACCGUACGCUUCAAUCUUUAAUCCUUGAGUUUUUCAGCCGUGCGGUUGGUAGGCAACCAGACAUUUUAAAGAAGUUUGAGAAUCUUGAUGGAAAACAUUUACUUGAUUUUUUUAGACAGAGUUUCAUAACUAAUAAGAAUAGAAACACGAAUUAUCCUAAAAAGGAUGUUAAAAGCAAUAACCUUUCCCUUAAAUUCAUCCCAUCUGCAACCAAGCUUAUUAAGAUUGGGGUAAAUUUUAAGGCUAAUUAUGAAGCUGAUAGCUUCUUGGAUGUUGAAUUUCAAAACGGAAUGCUAUUAGUUCCUCAAAUCAAUUUUAACGAUUUUUUCUAUUCGUUUCUCUUAAACUGUUUGGCUUUCGAGCAAUGUAACUUUCAUUGCUCGAAACAUAUUACAACCUAUGUUGUGUUCAUGGGAUGUCUCAUAAACACCUCAAUUGACUUGGGUUUGCUUUCGGAAAGUGAGAUUAUUGUGAAUUGUUUUGGUUCGGAUCAUGAUAUUGAAAAAUUCUUCAAGGAUGUUGGGAAAGAUAUGAUUGUGGGUAUCGAUGAUCAUUACUUGUCAAGCUUGUUUAUGAAUGUAAACAAGUAUGGUAAAGAUUGGUGGCAUCUACAAUGGGUCAAGAUUAAGCAUGCCUACUGGAAGAAGGGAGGGGUCUCAAUGUCUUUUACUAUGGGUUUUGUGCUGCUUUAUUUAGGAGUUAUUCAAACAGUCUUCACUGUUUUUUCGUACUACGUACCAAACCAAUAAGUGAUGUAAGUGGUUCAGGCCGUAGCUAGAGUGACUGUUGAUUCCUUUACGUCGAAUUUGUUGGCCCCAACUGAUCUUUGAUCUCUAGAACAUGAAUCAAACUUGAAUAUAAACCGAAUAUUUUUUGUACAUGUGAUGAAUACAAUUGAAAAAUCUAAACCCUAUUUAUAGUAAA